UAUUGUUUGCUUCUUUUUGGCUCUUUAUCUUCAUGCUUUAUGCCAUGUUCUAUUGGAGCUUGCAUUCUUGUGCUAGUCAACCGGAACUUCAUUUGUUAGGAGACUAUUGGAUUAGGGGCUGUUUCAUCAUUAACCGGCUUGGAUGCUAUUGGAGUAAGGGUCUUGUUAUAAGCCACUUGGAGGGUCGGAGUCCUUAGUUAACUAGAACCAUCUAUGAUAGUGAGAGAACAUGGGGCGUGCUUCACCACUCGUUCUGGUUACGUUAGUACUUGGAUUUUGCUUUGCAGGAUAUAAUCUGGUAACAAUGGUAAUGCACAACAGAGCUAUUUCAAGAUGGGUAGAGGACGACUCCAACGGUGGGGUAUUUUUUGAUCCUGUCAUUAGGAUGCCUGAAAAUAUGAGGAAACCAAAGACUGUCAAAGCACCUUUCCAUGUUGCGUUAACGGCUACUGAUGCGCCAUACAGUAAAUGGCAGUGUCGCAUUAUGUACUAUUGGUAUAAGAAGCAGAAGGACUUGCCUGGUUCAGAGAUGGGAGGUUUCACGCGUAUUUUACACUCUGGAAGUCCCGACAACUUAAUGGAUGAGAUUCCUACUGUUGUAGUUGAUCCUCUUCCAGAAGGGUUGGAUCGAGGAUACAUUGUCUUAAAUAGACCGUGGGCGUUUGUGCAGUGGCUGGAAAAGGCCACAAUCGGCGAAGAUUAUAUAUUGAUGGCAGAACCUGAUCACAUAUUUAUCAGUCCCCUGCCUAAUCUCGGAAGUGGAGGGUUCCCAGCUGCAUAUCCCUUUUUCUACAUUAAGCCGGCUGAAAAUGAAAAACUGUUGAGGAAGUUUUUUCCCGAGGAGAUGGGACCUGUAACAAAUAUUGAUCCAAUCGGCAAUUCACCUGUCAUCAUCAAGAAGGAUUUACUGGAAAAGAUUGCUCCUACUUGGAUGAAUGUUUCUUUGAAAAUGAAGGAUGACCCUGAGACUGAUAAAGCUUUCGGAUGGGUUCUAGAAAUGUAUGCUUAUGCUGUGGCAUCUGCUUUGAAUGGCGUGCAGCAUAUACUUCGGAUGGACUUUAUGCUGCAGCCGCCAUGGGAUUUCGAAAUAGGGAAAAAAUUCAUAAUUCAUUACACCUAUGGAUGCGACUACAACAUGAAGGGCGAGUUAACGUAUGGUAAAAUAGGCGAAUGGCGAUUUGACAAGAGAUCGUUUUUACAUGGACCACCUCCGCGAAAUCUUUCCUUGGCUCCUCCAGGGGUCCCAGAAAGUGUGGUGAGCCUUGUGAAAAUGGUGAAUGAAGCAACUGCAAACAUUCCCAAUUGGGACGCUUCAUAAAUGUCAAGUGGGGAAAUACACAGCCUUAGCAUAU
Messenger RNA from Hibiscus syriacus, 1352 nucleotides. Its product is annotated as hydroxyproline O-arabinosyltransferase RDN2-like. The transcript is spliced from 9 exons. The coding region runs from base 230 to 1318 and encodes 362 amino acids. Lineage: Eukaryota; Viridiplantae; Streptophyta; Magnoliopsida; Malvales; Malvaceae. The record is from RefSeq and is a predicted model, not a curated record. Gene Ontology annotation, molecular function: glycosyltransferase activity.